UCCGGCCGACGGCGGAAGUCGGAAGGCGGAGCGGUCCCUGCCGUCAGGCUGGCAGAGCUGUCUUCCCGGUCCUCAGUCUCGGUCCAGGGAUCCCCCGGGCGCACCCCGAUGCCGAGCCCGCAGCUUCUGGUGCUCUUCGGCAGCCAGACAGGCACUGCUCAGGAUGUGUCGGAGAGGCUGGGUCGCGAGGCCCGCCGCCGGCGCCUCUGCUGCCGGGUGCAGGCCCUGGACUCCUACCCGGUGGUGAAUCUGAUUAACGAGCCCCUGGUGAUAUUUGUUUGUGCAACUACAGGCCAAGGAGACCCCCCUGACAACAUGAAGAACUUCUGGAGGUUUAUAUUCCGGAAGAACCUGCCCUCCACCUCCCUCUGUCGGAUGGACUUUGCCGUCCUGGGCCUCGGGGACUCCUCAUAUUCCAAGUACAACUUCGUGGCCAAGAAGCUGCACCGGCGGCUGCUGCAGCUCGGGGGCAGCGCCCUCCUGCCCGUGUGCCUGGGCGAUGACCAGCACGAGCUGGGGCCUGACGCUGCCAUCGACCCCUGGUUGCGAGACUUGUGGGAGAAAGUACUGGAGCUGUGCCCAGUGCCGCAGGACCUCGCUGUGAUCCCCCCUGGAGUCCCCCUGCCCUCCAAGUUCGCCCUGCACUUUCUCCAAGAGGAUCCCGGCACGGGCUCUGAGGAGCAGAGGGCAGCCAGCCCAGGCUCUCAGGGGCCCCCGUCAGAGUUGCAGCCCUUCCUGGCACCUGUGGUCGCCAACCAGAGGGUCACCGGCCCCUCGCACUUCCAGGACGUUCGGCUGAUUGAUUUCGACAUCACGGGCUCCGGCAUCAGCUUUGCUGCUGGCGACGUGGUGCUAAUUCAGCCUUCGAACUCAGCCGCCCAUGUCCAGCAGUUCUGCCAGGUGCUGGGCCUGAACCCUGACCAGCGCUUCACGCUGCAGCCACGGGAGCCAGGUGUCCCCUGUCCCCCAAGGCUGCCCCAGCCCUGCUCCGUGCGGCACCUCGUGUCCCAGUACCUGGACAUCGCCAGUGUCCCUCGCCGCUCCUUCUUUGAGCUCCUGGCCUGUCUGUCCGCCCAUGAGCUGGAGCGGGAGAAGCUCCUGGAGUUCAGUUCUGCCCAGGGCCAGGAGGAGCUGCACGAGUACUGCAGCCGCCCCCGCAGGACCAUCCUGGAGGUGCUGUGUGACUUCCCGCACACGGCUGGCGCCAUCCCACCAGACUACCUGUUGGACCUUAUCCCUGCGAUCCGGCCCCGAGCCUUCUCCAUCGCCUCCUCUCUGCUGGUGCAGCCCUCACGGCUGCAGAUCCUCGUGGCCGUGGUGCAGUACCAGACCCGCCUCAGGGAGCCCCGCCGCGGCCUCUGCUCCUCCUGGCUGGCGUCCCUGGACCCUGGACAAGGAGCCGCGAGGGUGCCCCUGUGGGUGCGGCCCGGAGGCCUGGCCUUCCCGGAAACACCGGACACACCUGUGAUCAUGGUGGGGCCUGGCACAGGGGUGGCCCCUUUCCGAGCAGCCAUCCAGGAGCGUGUGGCCCAGGGCUGGACUGGAAACAUCUUGUUUUUUGGCUGCCGCAGACGGGACCAGGACUUCUACUGGGAGGCGGAGUGGCGGGACCUGGAGAGGAAGGGCUGCCUGACCCUGGUCACGGCCUUCUCCCGGGAGCAGGUGGGUGUGCCUGGAAACCGGGGGUUGGGGGGCAGCAUUCAGGCUCAGCCCCUGCCCAUCUCCCACCCUGCAGGAGCGGAAGGUGUAUGUGCAGCACCGGCUCCGGGAGCUGGGGCCGCUCGUGUGGGAGCUGCUGGACCGCCAGGGCGCCUGCUUCUACCUGGCAGGGUGAGCCGAGCCUGGGUGUGGCAGGAGUGGGCCCAGCCCCCCGGGGUCUCGGCCUCACUGAGCCCUGUGCGCAUGGCCCUCCAGCAACGCCAAGUACAUGCCGGCCGACGUCUCAGAAGCCCUGAUGUCCAUCUUCCGGGAGGAGGGCGGGCUCUCUGGCCCCGAUGCGGCUGCCUACCUGGCCAGGCUCCAGCGGACGCUGCGCUUCCAGACUGAGACGUGGGCCUGAGGAGCCGUCCUGGCAGCCCACCCGGACUGAUGGUCGUCCUCUGGGCCCAGGGAAGGAAGUCCAGAGGGGAGCACCUGGCAGAGGGGCCAUUGUCACCUCCAGGCCUGGUCUGGGUCCAGAGUCCUCUCAGACCAGGCCUGGGGCUUGCAUGUCCCGCUGGUCAGACAGCAGCUCCCUGCGUACAGCCACGCCCCCUCACCCCCGAGGCCCCGCCUCUCAGCCCUGGCUUCACUGCAGCCUCCGCAGGCCCUCCCCUCCCUCGCCCUGACACGCAGCUCUGUGUCCAUGUCUCCCCGACCUGGUCAAGGUGGUGCCCUGGGCAGCACCACUCACACAGGGACAGUGACCCUGGAAGGCACAGGCAGCCUGCUGAGCCCUUGUGAGGUGGUAUAGGAUCCCUGCGAGGCCAUUCUGCCCUGGGGACUCCCCAGCCAUUCCCACUGCAGCCUGCUGUUAUCCCAGUCACCCCUGACACCUGCAGGACUCAGACGGGCAGCCUGGCCUCCUGAGGUGCUGUGGGAGGGCCCAGGCCAGCGCAGCCCCUUCCUCUCCUGGUUCUAGGAAAGCCUGGGCAGUAAAUGACGCCUCCCAGUG
Lemur catta (Ring-tailed lemur) is the source of this 2653-nucleotide messenger RNA. It is a transcript of the gene NDOR1, whose product is annotated as NADPH dependent diflavin oxidoreductase 1. Bases 109 to 2046 code for a protein of 645 amino acids. NCBI's taxonomy places the organism in Eukaryota, Metazoa, Chordata, Mammalia, Primates, Lemuridae. Gene Ontology annotation, cellular component: cytosol. Gene Ontology annotation, molecular function: NADPH-hemoprotein reductase activity; FMN binding; flavin adenine dinucleotide binding. The record is from RefSeq and is a predicted model, not a curated record. The transcript has 12 exons.